Molecule: messenger RNA, 1576 nt
Organism: Tachysurus fulvidraco (yellow catfish)
Lineage: Eukaryota; Metazoa; Chordata; Actinopteri; Siluriformes; Bagridae
Exons: 2
Coding region: 232-1131 (299 amino acids)
Source: RefSeq, a predicted model, not a curated record
CCGCAGUGACGUCUGUGGUGUUUACACUGAAGUUUGAAGAGUUUUUUUGGGAAUUAAUGAAUCUACUUUACUCAGUUUGUUACUCAUAUUGAAGACAGGAAGCCAUUUUUUUUUUUGCACUUCCUCUACUCGACACUUCAGUAUAUCGUUUUCACAUGAAGGGAGGAGCAACGAACAGAACACAGUGUAGAAGUCGAGUGGUGAUCAGAGACGUCUCAGGUGGGGAGAAGAAUGGUUCUGUCUAAACUCAGUUCAAAACUGGCUUCAUUCAUCAGGCCUAAAGCCAUUGAAUUUCUGAGGAAGCACAGAAGAGAUGUGGGAAUCUCCAGCUUCUGUCUUGGUUUCAUUGAGAAACUGUUGGACAGUGAUUUUGGUUGUCCUUGUCAAUCUCCCUAUAAUGAAUCGCUGUGUGCUUUUUAUGCCAUUGUGCCUUUCUUUGUGUGCUUCAUUUACACUUUGUGUGACUUCGAAGAGUCCUCAGUAACAGAAGGAGGAGGGAAGGAAGACAAGUCCAAAAGAAAUGUGUCCAGCUCAACUGACACAUCCAUAAUGCCGGAGGCCAGAAGAAUGGAUGAUGUUCCUGAAAGUCAGGAUCUCCCCUCAGGUGACAGAGCCGCAGAGCAAGAGAACCGAGGCACGGAGAACGUCCAUGAAAAUACAACAUGCUCCAAUAAGGAAGAAGAAAAGAGCUGCUGCACAAAAGAAAAAUGUCUCUACUCUCUGCUCAUAAGCUUCAUCUGGCUCUUCUUCUUCUUUAUCGAUGGUCAUUACGUGGCCUGUGCAUGUUCACACUGGGGUGGUGAAUACACUGUGACUGGAGCUUUAAAGUGGUGCAAGCCCAAAGGAAACGAGACGGAGGUGUUUGGACGUCUCCAGGAGACUCAGUGGUAUGUCUUCAUAUCUCAGAUGGUGGGUUUUGCAAUCUUGCUGCUGAUCGGUCUAAUGAUGAUGUGUUGCUGUCUUAAACUUUGUUGUAAAGGAGGCUCUGUUUGCUGCUGUGCUCAGAACAAACAGAAAGCAAGCGAAGAGCAGGAGGUAACACACAUUUACUCACACACACUUACUGAUACUGUGUUCAGUGUUCUUCCUCCAGUAAACUCUAUCUCUCGCAGGUUCCACAGAGUGGUCUGAUGAUGGGGACUCGGCACAGUCAAUGGAUGGCUUUGAGUUAAUCCCAUGACUGAAGAACAGAGACCUCUGCUCAGCGCUGGAGACAUUUAGAUACAAGAAAAAGAAAAGAAAGAUAAAAUGAUGUAGUGAAUCUAAUGUGUGUUUGUGCUAGAGUCAGUUUUCACAGUAAACCCUGUGAGAUUCAUAUAAACAUUGUGUUGUUUGUAGUGUUUUUGGUGUUUGUGUUGUGUGUGUUGUUUGUGUUGUGUUUGUGGUGUGUGUGUUGGUUGUGUUGUUUGUGUUGUUUGUGGUGUGUGUGUUGUUUGUGAUGUGUGUUGUUUGUGUUGUGUUUGUGUUGUUUGUGGUGUGUGAGUUGUUUGUGUUGUUUGUGUUGUUCGUGUUGUGAGAUAAACCUUCUGUAAUCUCUUUCUUUACUAAUCUUUACCAAUAAAUGUACUAGAAGUGA